Paramecium primaurelia is the source of this 2864-nucleotide messenger RNA. Lineage: Eukaryota; Ciliophora; Oligohymenophorea; Peniculida; Parameciidae. The record is from the annotation of a GenBank genome assembly.
AUGAGUUUAAUUUCUUAUAUCUGUUAUUUCUUAUUACUUGAAAUUGGAAUAGGGGAUGGACUUGAUUUAACCUGUACCUAAGUGUAUUUGUAGCCUGGGGAACCAUUCAUAGCUUAAUCUAAAUAAUCGAUUUUAAUUGAAUAAGAAAAUAAUCAUUAUGAAUUUAGAGAAAAUUAUCAUUAAACAUCAAUAACAGUAGAGUUACAAAUAUAAUAUGAAUUUGAAGGAAUUUUAUUAUCAUCUAUUAUAAUAGAUAAGGUUGAUGACAUAUAUUUAAAGGAUAUUUGUAAUUUACAUUUUGAUGGAUUCUAUUUUAUUUAAUGUAUUUAAGGGCUUUAUUUAUCAAAUUUGAAACUAUUUAAUAAAUCUAACUACUAAAAAAGCAAAUUUAUUGUGCCAACUUAAACUAAUGAAUAAUGCAAUUAACUAUAUAAAGAUAGUAAUAAUAUUAUGGUAGUGCAUUGUUUUUCAGAUUCACACUUUAUUCUAUAUUUCUUAAAUCCAAUUAAGCAUUUAUUUUCAAAUAUUAAAUUUCAAUAUUUUCCUUAAUUAAGCUAUUGUAAUAGAAUGUUCAAAUAAUUUUAAUUUGAUCAUUAUUUACAUAUUAUAUAUUAAUGCUCAUAGUGGAGUAUUUAGGUAUUAAAAAAUGGUUUAGAAUUAGAAGUUAUAAAUUAGGAGAGUAUGUAAAAAAAUUUCAAUUUUUAAUUGUAAAAAGAAUUAGAAAAUUUAGAGGUUUGUUAUCCAUUAUUAUACCUAAUUGAUGGUACUGAAUAUGUUAUUCUUCGAUUUGUUAAAGAUAAUUUUUAGCUAUUGAAAAAUAGUGAUGAAGAAAUAGGGUUGAUUAAAAAAUUGAUAUUAGAUAUGAAUUGCAAUAUAAAAUUCAUUUUAACUUAGAAUUUUAAUGAUGAAUAAAAACUCUAUUUGUAAACUGCUAAUUAUUUAAAAUUAAUUAAUUAUAAUUUAUCUACAACAAGAAUUGAAUAUUUUAAUAAAUUUUUAUUUCUAUUAGAAAAAAAUUUCUUAGAAGUACAUUUAAAUUGUUUUGAAAAAGAAAAGUAUAACAUUAACUCUGAGUUUAUUUAUUUUCCACCUAAUCAAAAUUAUUUUUAUUAAUUUGAUUCAAUUUAAGAGAUUUUAACUCUCUAUUUAUUCUCACUUAAGAAUUGGAUCUAAAAUCCAAAAAAGUAAUUCAUUUUAUCAAUUUCAACAGAAUUUUAUGAAUGUUGUAAUGAAAAUGAAAUAUAAUGUUUUCAAAUAAAUUUAGAAAAUAAUAUAUAAACAUAUUCUCCUGCAGUAAAUAACUUGAUUAAAUUAGAAAUCGGAUGUGAUAAUAUUGGAACUAGUUUAUUAAAUAAAGAUUAAUUUAAUUUAAGAUUCCCUUAUAAAAUAAAUGAUAUUUUUUCAAAUCAAAUUCGAAUUAUUUGCAAUAUUAUAAAAAAUGAAAUAAUUCUAAAUAAUUGUACAAAUCUUAAUUAUAAAAACAAAGACAUUAUAAUAUUAUAAUAUAGUAUUGGUGUAGAUUAUGAAAAUAUAGUUUUUAUGUAGAAUAAUACUAUUUAUUUUUUAAAUUGUAGAUAAAAUCAGUCAAUCUCCUAAAUUGAUCUCGGUAAUAAAUCAGUACUUUAUUAUCGAAAUAGUUUUCUAGCAAUAAACUAACAAUAGUAAUAACUUGAAAUUUUUGGUUUUUCUAAUAAUUCAACUUUCUAAUUUAUUAAUAUUACUCUCAAAAAUUAAAUUGAUUAUGUUAUUUAAAAUUAGGAAAAAGCUCUCAUUUUUUUUAAAGGCAAUCUUUAUGAGUAACCUCUACCUAUGAUAGUUUUGAUUAAUUAAAUUCAAUAUCCUACUAAUAGAUACUUAGAUGAAAAACUAUUCUUUAAUGAAUAGGUUUACUACUUUUUUUAUAUUUAAAAUCUUUUACUUAUUUAAUAUAAAGAUUUCUUUGUUGUUAAAUAUUUUGAUAAUUACUAUAAAAUUUAUAUUGAAAAUAUAUAGAUUGUGGCAGUCAGUGUUAGAGUAAGAUUUGAACUAAAAAUUAUUGCAAUACAAGACUCAACUAAUAAAUUAUUGCAAUAUUGCUUAUAAUUUUCAAGUUUAAAAUUAGUAAAUAGUUACUCAAUGUAUGACUACAAAAUAAUUUAACCUGUCAAGUACUAAAUCUCUCAGAAUUACUUAAGUAUUUUAACAACAUAGAAUAAUAAUAAAUAUCUUAUGAUCUUUUAAUUUGAGUAUAUCCCAGAUGUUAAAUUGGAAUAAAUUAUUAAAAUAAGCAAAGAUCAAUAUUUUUUUAUUUCGGCAUAAAUAUUUUACUACGAUGCACAAGGGGAUUUUUAAACUAUUAAUCUUCAAACUUUUAAGAUAUCAUGUUAAUUAAACUAAUAAAAUUAUUCAGAAAUGUAGUAAUAUAAUAUAAUCAAUUUAGAAUUAAUAUCAUAAAUAGAUGAUUCUAAAAUUGGACAGACAAAUUUAUAGAUUUUAACUAUAAAUUAAUGUUAAGACUUAAAACCUAAAUAACCAAAAAUAAUUGUAAAACAUAAUUCAAAUAGCACUUAAAUUAUUUAUCUUGCUGACUACUUUUAUGGGGAUGUGGAUAAAUUAUAUCUUAAUAAGCAAUGCAAUGCUAAAUUGUCAGGACCAUUUAUAAUAAAGGAUUAGAUUGAAUAAUGCAAAAGUUAAAGCUAAAAUUCAGAAAUUUGUUUAAUUUAUGAUAAAGUUUAAUUAGAUUCUAAUAAACCCUCCUAAAACAUUAAUGUUCCAGUAUUUUAUUUUGGAUCCAAAUAGGUUAAAUUAUAAUCGAAUAUCAUCAUAAUUCAGACUAAUUAGUCAAAUAAUAUUAUAAUUUUUCCUUUAAACUAUUUCUUAAUUGA